AUGUCUAAUUCCAAAGAAGGUUGGCUGAAAAUUAAGCUACACAAUCACACGAAAUGGCAUCGUCGAUUUUGUAUUAUUGAUUGGGAUAAAGCCGUUUUAUUUACAGCAUCAAAAGCUGAUACACGUUAUAGUGAUUGGAUUCAACUUUUAUCAACUAUUACUAUUAACGAUUUUGAAUAUUCUUUUCAUAAUGAGUCGAAUAAUAAUUUAACCAAUACUACAAUUGAAAUAGUUGCUGAUAAUGGAAGAGCGGCACAUUACUUACAAGCAGAAACAAAAAAAGAUUGUGAUAGUUGGCUAUUAGCAUUAAAGCAAGCUGCAUACAGUCGAGUUGGUGGUGGUAUUUUUGGUCAAUCAUUGGAAGAUACAUAUAGAUAUUCUCGAGACAAAAAUUCGCUUGUACCAUUAAUUGUCCGACAAUGUUGUGAUUAUUUACUUGAACAUGGUUUAACAUUUGUUGAUAACACAUCCCGUCCAUUAACAAUAAUCGGUGCUGAAGUAUCAGUUCGUAAAAUGGAAAAAUAUCCAUCUCGAAAAGGUUUUGCUAAUAAAUUUGGCAAAUCAUUAUCGAGUUUAAAAUCGAGUAUGUCAAAAGCAUUACAAUCUAAUACAUCGUCGAAUAAAAAUGAAGUUCAAACGAUUGAUUCAUCACCAUUACCAUCUAAUCAACAAAUUCCGAGAAAAUCAUUCGAUUCUCAAUCUUCAAAACAAUUACAAAACGAUGUCGACAUAUUAAAAGAAUUGUUAAAUAAAAAGGAAUCUUUACUUAUGGAAUUAACGAAAAAAUAUCAUGAAGAAUGUUUAAAAUUCGAUGAAGAAAAAUUUCAAUUAAACCAAAUAAUUCAGCAAUACAAAAAUGAAAAUAUUCAAUUAAAAAAGCAAUUAAAUACGCAAUAA
Molecule: messenger RNA, 897 nt
Organism: Rotaria socialis
Lineage: Eukaryota; Metazoa; Rotifera; Eurotatoria; Philodinida; Philodinidae
Source: the annotation of a GenBank genome assembly